ACAUAGCUUAGGUGAAGCAGAUUUCCUGGCUGGGAGCCUACACUGUCCUGGAUCUGCUCAGAAAUGCAGCUGACUUUGACUCUUUCGGGCUCUGGUAUGCAACUGUUGCUGCUGGUGUCAAGCUUGCUCCUUUGGGAAAACGUGGCCUCCAAACCAACUGCCAUUGUGUCCACUGAUGACCUAUAUCAUCGUUUGGUUGAACAGUCUCAUAAUACAUUUAUCAUGGCUGCAGAUGUAUACCGUGAAUUUGAUAUAAAUUUUGCCAAGAGAAGUUGGAUGAAAGACAGGAUACUUCCCCUGUGUCACACUGCUUCCAUCCAUACUCCAGAGAAUCUAGAGGAAGUCCAUGAAAUGAAAACUGAAGACUUCCUGAACUCAAUCAUCAAUGUUUCAGUUUCCUGGAAAGAACCUCUGAAACACUUGGUGUCUGCAGUGACUGCUCUUCCGGGAGCUUCUGUUAGUAUGGGGAAAAAAGCUGUUGAUAUGAAGGACAAAAAUCUUAUAAUUCUGGAGGGACUUCAGACCUUAUACAACAGGACUCAGGCUAAAGUUGAAGAAAAUUUUGAAAAUUUUGACUUCCCUGCCUGGUCUGGACUCAAAGACUUGCAGUCAUCUGAUGAAGACACUCAUCUUUUUGCCAUUUAUAACCUGUGCCGCUGCUUUAAAAGGGACAUCCAUAAGAUUGACACUUAUCUCAAAGUCUUGAGGUGCCGAGUUGUCUUUAAGAAUGAGUGUGGAGUGUCCACCUUUUGAAGUCUUGCACCCAAUGUUGAACCAGACUUUUGUAAUGCUUUUUCGCCUCUCGGUGUAUUCAGAGCUGUAAUGGAAUUCUUUUCAUAAAAUAAAAUGUAAUUAUUUAGAAAUACCAGACUCAGUGUGAAAAUUGAAGAAAGUCUCUUCUUUCCCUUUAGUAUCAUAUGGAUCCAC
Rattus norvegicus (Norway rat) is the source of this 927-nucleotide messenger RNA. It is a transcript of the gene Prl3d1, whose product is annotated as prolactin family 3, subfamily D member 1. The record is from RefSeq and is marked validated. Gene Ontology annotation, molecular function: hormone activity. NCBI's taxonomy places the organism in Eukaryota, Metazoa, Chordata, Mammalia, Rodentia, Muridae. Gene Ontology annotation, cellular component: extracellular region. Bases 64 to 753 code for a protein of 229 amino acids. The transcript has 5 exons. Gene Ontology annotation, biological process: signal transduction.